Molecule: messenger RNA, 2865 nt
Organism: Aspergillus campestris IBT 28561
Lineage: Eukaryota; Fungi; Ascomycota; Eurotiomycetes; Eurotiales; Aspergillaceae
Product: WD40 repeat and Utp12 domain-containing protein
Exons: 2
Coding region: 105-2654 (849 amino acids)
Biological process (GO): maturation of SSU-rRNA from tricistronic rRNA transcript (SSU-rRNA, 5.8S rRNA, LSU-rRNA)
Cellular component (GO): nucleolus
Molecular function (GO): protein binding
Source: RefSeq, a predicted model, not a curated record
CUCCUUUUUCUUCAAUUGUUUUGUUUAUAAUACCUCGUGCGCAUCACUUGGUCCCUUUCCUUUUCUCCCUUUCUCCCCUCUUUCCUGUCCGCAGUCUGUCAAAAAUGGGCAAAAAAGCGUCUCGCCCGCCGGCGUCGAAAUCUUCCGCCGCUGCUUCGCCCGCGAUCUCCGGCCUCACCAAGACCAGUAGCAAGUCGUCGAUCCUGAAGGCGUCCUUUGCGCCGUCCGACUAUCAAUUGGCGCUUUUCGCGUCCGUGAUCCAAGGCCUCGAUGCCCAGCAUCUCCGGAUACAUGAUACGAAUACGGGCCGGCUGCAGUGCGAGCAUGUCUUAGGGCCGAAGGAGACGGUUACCUCGCUGGAUUGGGGCUAUUACCCCGGGAAGUCACGCGAUCGCGAUCAGCAGUCGAAGAAGAAGAGAAAGCGUCACUCGGAUGUCAAUGGCGUGAGUGAUGGUGAGCAGGGAGAUGUCGUUAUCGCUUUCGGAACGAGCUCGUCCGAUAUCCGCAUGUACUCGCCCUCGGAGGACAAGAUUGUCGGAACUCUGUCCGGUGCACACGACAGAGGUGUCAAGGACUUCAAGUUCACUGCCAACCGCCCUGCACAGGAGGGUUGGAGCAUUGGUGGAGAUAACAAGCUGGUGCAGUGGGACCUCCGCAGUGGGCAAAGCACGAAGGUUGUCAACCUUCCCGAGUCCGCUUCUGGCUUCUCCACGCUUGCGCGCCCGUUCCCGUCGAACCCUCCCGUCAUCUGCGCAUCGCAGACUCCUUAUAUCAUUGAUGUUGAGAAUGGCGACAUCCAAUUCGACGCCAUGCGGAACCCCAUCCACACCAUCCUCGCUACCUCGGGUGAAACCGCUACUUCGGGGCUGUUCCUCACUUCUGACAACGAUCGUUAUAUCAAUGUCUUCGACCCUCAGAACCGGAAGCUUGCGAUGAACCUGGUGGCUGAAAACGAAGUAUCUUCCUUGGCACUAUACACUCCCGCUAGCAAGGCUGGUGAUUCCGCAUCCUCGGAGAAGCAAGUCCUCGCCGCCGUGACCGACGAUGGUACGAUUGAACUCUUCACGAGGCCAUUUGUGCUGCCCAAGGACACCCCGAACGCCAAGGGUGCCGCGAGUCUCAAAGCGAAGAGAAAGCAGAUGACCCGCCGAGCGGAGUCGUCUCUCAAGAUCAUUCGCUCCGACAGUUCGAGCGCCUCUGUGCCCGUAGUGACGGUCUCGUUCCAAGGACCUGAUCUGCUUGUCGCCUGGGCGGAAGGUGGCGCCAUCCCUGUUUUCGAGCGCAUCAAGUGGCUCAACGAAGAUACCGAUGAGCUGGCAUUCACAGGUCUCAAGAACGUUCCCAGAAGCAAGACGACCUCCGUACUAGGAUCGACUGCCCUGAACGCCUCAAAGAACGCCAGUGAAAGCCAUGUGGACGAAUCGAGAGCCGACGUAACGCAAGGCGGCAUGGCGGACGAUGAUAUCGAGAUGGACGACCAAAAGCAAGAUACCAUGUCGGUCGACGACAGCGAGGAAGGUGACUCGGAUGAGGAACAAACUAGCAAACCCAAGGCCAAGAACGGGCCGCAGAAGGACGAAAGCGACAUCGAGAUGGACAACGCCUCGGGAUCGGAAGAAGAGGAAGAGGAAGAAGGCGACGACGUAGGGGAACCGACCUUCGGCGACCUGAUGCGUGCCAACGCCGCGAAGGAAGUCGACGUGGAAGCCGAACUGGAAGACGACGCUCAAAUGGGCGCUCUCGUGCCCGGCAAACAGAACUCGGCUGUUAAGCCCAUCCCCACCGGUGUCUCGCUGGCGACUGUCCUCGCGCAGUCCCUCAAGACCAACGACAACACCAUGCUGGAGUCGUGCUUCCACACCGGCGACACGUCCAUCAUCCGCGCCACCAUCCAGCGUCUCGAGUCGUCCCUCGCCGCCACUCUGCUCCAGAAACUGGCCGAGCGUCUGUCCUCCCGACCCAGCCGAUACGGGCACCUCCUCGUCUGGGUGCAAUGGACGUGCGUCGCCCACGGCGGCGCCCUCGCCGGCAACCCGGAACUCCUCAAGCGCAUGGCCACCCUGUUCAAGGUAAUGGAGCAGCGCUCGUCGAGCCUCUCCUCGCUGCUGCUCCUCAAGGGCAAGCUGGACAUGCUGGACGCGCAGCUCGGCCUGAGACAGUCGAUCCGCGGUGGCGCCGAGGGCCUCGAGAGCGAAGACGAGGACAACGUCAUCUACGUUGAGGGACAGGACGAGGACGAAGACGAGGACAGCGACGCCGACCUGGCGAAGCACGCGACCACCCCGCGGACCAAGCUCAUCCGCGACCAGACCUUCGACGAAGACGAGGAGUCCAUGCUGAACGCCGUGCAGUCCGGCAUGGAAGAGUCCGACAACGACGAAGACGAGGACAGCGACGACGACGAGGAAGAGAACCAGGACAUCUUCGACGUCGAGGCCGAGGAGUCGGCCGGCUCGUCCGACGCGGAGGAGUCGCUUGAAGAGGACGAGGGCGAGGACGACGAAGACGCCGACAGCGUAGGCUCCGUCGCGGACUUCAUCGCCGACACGGAGGAUGACGAGGAGGAGGAAGCCGUGACGAGCCGGCCGCCGCCUAAGAAGGCUAAGCUGGGCGGCAGUGGAGGAGGAAAGGGGAAGAACAAGGCAAAGAAAUAGAUUAGAUUAUACCCUGUUCUUCUACACUUGCACCUGGCGGAGUUUUUCCUUUCUUUUCCCACUUUUCCUUUCACUGUCCCCUUCCUGUUCCAUCCAUCACCAACCAAAAGUAAAGAAACCCUCCGUUGUUGUUCUGUAAUAGGGUCUUGAACCCUGCUAUUAUAUUCAUGUGUUAUCUGUUUAUCUGUUUAUAUUCUUGCAUCUACUUGAG